Molecule: messenger RNA, 610 nt
Organism: Drosophila sulfurigaster albostrigata
Lineage: Eukaryota; Metazoa; Arthropoda; Insecta; Diptera; Drosophilidae
Product: ATPase inhibitor A, mitochondrial
Exons: 4
Coding region: 105-425 (106 amino acids)
Biological process (GO): negative regulation of ATP-dependent activity
Cellular component (GO): mitochondrion
Molecular function (GO): ATPase inhibitor activity
Source: RefSeq, a predicted model, not a curated record
AAUAUUAAAAGCAACCGGCUCAAAGCUUCGGCCACACUGCCGCCAUACAAGUUUCAUACGCUGAAGAGUCAGUUUUCGAAAAUUUAUAUAUCUUAUUGAUCAGAAUGUUCGUUGUACGUCGUAGUUCCCGUUUGUACCCAGCAGGAGUGCAGCUGGCUAAGAUGAGCGGUAGCCAAGUCGGCGACUUGGGCAGCGGCGCCGGCAAAGGCGGUGGCGGUGGUGGCUCCAUUCGUGAGGCUGGCGGUGCCUUUGGCAAACUGGAGGCCGCCCGUGAGGAGGAAUACUUCUACAAGAAGCAACGCGAGCAGCUAGAUCGCUUGAAGAACGACCAAAUCCAUCAGGCUGAGUUCCAUCAUCAGCAGAUCAAAGAGCACGAGGAGGCCAUCCAGCGUCACAAGGAAUUCCUCAACAAUUUGCACAAGUGAACACAUCACGACGGGGAGAUGACAACUUAAAGCUUAACUUAAAGUCUAACAAUCUAUUUGCGAAACACUUUACAUUUAAAUGCAUUUCUCUAUGUUUACUAAUAUUUUAUAUUGUUGGUAAAACGAUUCUAUACACGACUCUAUAUUCGGAUUGUUCAGUGCUUAAAUAAAAAUCGUUUUUAAUA